Tachyglossus aculeatus (Australian echidna) is the source of this 2271-nucleotide messenger RNA. RefSeq lists its product as uncharacterized. The record is from RefSeq and is a predicted model, not a curated record. Gene Ontology annotation, biological process: DNA integration. The transcript is spliced from 3 exons. NCBI's taxonomy places the organism in Eukaryota, Metazoa, Chordata, Mammalia, Monotremata, Tachyglossidae. The coding region runs from base 1 to 2271 and encodes 756 amino acids. Gene Ontology annotation, molecular function: RNA-DNA hybrid ribonuclease activity; nucleic acid binding.
AUGACACUGAUAGCCGGACCAAAGAGGGAGGAUGUGAGCAAAACUUCUGUCAAGCUUCUAAAUUUCUUGGGGGACUGGGGACUGAGGGUCUCCCAGAAAAAGAUGCAAUUUGUGGGAAAAGAGGUGAAAUAUUUAGGCCACCUCAUUAGCGAAGGUAGCAAGAAACUGGAUCCAGCCCGAAUUUCCAGAAUACUCCAGAUUCAGCUCCCCAAGACUAAGAGAGAAUUGCGGAAAUUCCUGGGGCUGUGUGGACGGAGGGAUGGCUCUGGGAGUGUUAACCCAACAAUGGGAGAGGCAGUGGAGGCCGGUGGCUUUUCUUUCCAAGAUCUUAGAUCCAUGGCUCAGGGGUGGCCUACCUGUGUGCAGGCUGUGGCUGCCACGGUCAUCAUGGUAGAAGAGAGCAGGAAACUGACAUUUGGGGGCAGCCUGGUUGUCAGUGUUCCUCAUCAAGUCAAAUCUAUUCUAAAUCAGAGGGCUGGGAGAUGGUUGACAGAUCCAAGGAUCCUCAAAUACGAGGCCAUUCUACUCGAAAGAGAUGACCUGAUACUCUCCCAUGACACUAAUCAGAACCCAGCCGCAUUCCUGGUGGGAGAACCUGAUGUGGAGCUUAAGGAAGGGGGACAUAGUUGCAUGGAACUGAUUGAUUUUCAGACAAGAACCCGAGAGGAUCUACAGGAGUCUCCCAUCCCUGACAGUGUCAAUUUGUUUAUAGAUGGCUCUUCCCGAGUGGUGGAAGGGAAACGGAGAAAUGGCUAUGCAAUUAUCGAUGGAGACAAAACGGCUGUGGUAGACCUGGGUGAACUUCCCAAUCCUUGGUCAGCUCAGACCUGCGAAUUAUAUGCACUAAGUCGGGUCCUGAAACUCCUGAAAGGCAGAGAAGGGAAUAUCUAUACAGACUCCAAGUAUGCCUGGGGAGUCAUACAUGUAUUGAAGGAUUUACAUCUACCCAAAGCCCUGGCUGUAGUAUAUGUAAAUGGCCACCAAAAGCGAAGCUCUUUCAAGGCUAGAGGGAACUGUCUGGCUGACGAGGAGGCAAAAAGGGCUGGAGAACUCGGGCAGAGAAUGACCGACCCUAUAUUGGUCCUGAUUCCUACGUUUCCUUCUAAUUUGAAGCCUGUAUCCCUAUCGGAGAAAGAGGCAAAGGGGGCCCAAGAUUUGGGAGCCCAGAAGGAUGAGCACGGGAUGUGGGUUCUCCCAGAUGGAAGGAAGGUCCUUAAUGAAGCCACAACAAGACAGGUAUUACAGCACCUGCACCAAGGUAGCCAUUGGGAUGUCCAGAACCUGUGCGAUGCAGUACUGGUAAAGUACAUCUGUCCUGGUAUUUAUACACUCGCCCGGCAGACAGUCGAUGGCUACAUUAUUUGUCGAAGGACGAAUAAGAACACCCAGCGACGCCGCCCUUCGGGAGGUCGGCCUCCAGGAAUUCGACCAUUCCAGAGUAUCCAAGUGGACUUCACCGAGGUGCCCCCUGUGGGUAGGCUGAAAUACCUAUUGGUGGUAGUGGAUCUCCUCACGUCCUGGGUGGAGGCCUUUCCCCUGGCUCAGGCCACCGCUACUGCGGUGAGUAAAGCCCUCUUGGAACAAAUCAUUCCCCGAUAUGGAUUGAUACAGAGAAUUGACUCAGACCAAGGAACCCAUUCCACUGCUCGGGCCCUCCAGUCUUUGAUGAAAGCCUUAGAAGUUUUCUGGGAUUUGUAUACUCCCUGGCACCCUCCCUCCUCGGGCAGGGUGGAAAGGAUGAAUCGGGAAAUCAAGAAACAGCACACCAGGUUGAUGAUAGAGACACGACUCCCCUGGACAAAAUGCAUACCAUUAGCUCUCCUCCGCAUUAGGACCAAACCCCGCAGGGAUAUAGGAUUAUCCCUAUAUGAACUCUUAUAUGGUCGCCCCUACCCAGCUAGACUGUCCAAAGAUAGAUUUCUGAAAGAAUAUGUACAGUCUCUGUCGAGCUAUUUGUUUUCCCUACAGAGGAAGGGGAUUAUCGCUCAAACCCCUCCGAUGGGAUAUCCUGUACAUAAGUUCCAGCCUGGCGAUUGGAUCCUCAUUCGGGCGUGGAAGGAGGAGAAACUGAUGCUGAUCUGGGAAGGCCCGUUCCAGAUAUUGCUCACCGCAGACACAGCAGUGCGGACUAAAGAAAGAGGCUGGACUCAUACUAGAGUGAAGGGACUUGUCCAACAAUCUUUAGAGUGGACAAUUGCCUCCUGCGAUCCUGACCGUAUGAAGAACACCAUCCGGAGAGGACCCGGAGAGACGGAUAUCCCUUGGGAAUAA